AUGCGAGCCUGGUACUCGCCCGAUAUUCCACUCCCUAUCGCUUGGCUGGCCUUCGUAAAGGCCCUGGUGCGCAACUUCAACGUACUACGCCCUUUGGACAACGUAGUCGUCAUGGACGCUUCAAGGACACCUCCCGGGGUAGUAUCAGCCUCUAUCCACGUUUUUCGCGGCGAAAACGGCGGCGAUUGGGUCUUGACCAUCACGGUCGACGACGACGACGACGACGACGACGACUUGGUGUCUCGACGUGGGUUUGGGCACCAGGUAGUGCCGUUUAACGCGGUGACUUACGCGGAAAUCGAGCCUUUCGAUGUACUCAUUGCGUAUCUCGUCUGCCUGCUCUUCUUGUAG
Molecule: messenger RNA, 351 nt
Organism: Pleurotus ostreatus (oyster mushroom)
Lineage: Eukaryota; Fungi; Basidiomycota; Agaricomycetes; Agaricales; Pleurotaceae
Exons: 2
Coding region: 1-351 (116 amino acids)
Source: RefSeq, a predicted model, not a curated record